AUGGGACUCAAUACCGACCCUCAUUUACCUAAAUCACAGCCGUCUGGCUCCCUCGCUGCCCACACGGCUGUUGAAUUUGCCCAACAAGCAGAAAAACUUUCACUUCAAACAGCAGAGAACAAUGAAUUCCCAGAGACCGUUGCGGUUGAGGCUCAGUUCAUUACACCGCAAGAUCCUGUUAUUGUCACAGCCGACGGGAACCGACUACCUCCUGUCCCACUUGAACAGGCUCAUAAACUAAAUAUACUGAAAGACGAAAUAAGCAGCGAGUUCUCGAAAGAAGCGGCUGGUCAACACGAUGAUAAUGCCCAAGUGUCACCAAGCGCUGUUGCUGGCUUCGGGCCAGCAUCCCAUGCAGAGGACAAAGCGGCGCAAAAGUCGAGUGAGGUAUCUCUAAGGCGCACCAUGCCACCGACCAACACGCACCCUCUCUUUCCUCCUUUGCCUUUAUACGGGCCGCCAUCUUUACUCAGAGACAUGCAAUGUUGGACUUUCCGAGCAUCAUCAUUUUUUCUAAGUGCGGGCUUCUUAGGCGUUAUCGUUCUCGGCGCUUUAUUUACGAGCAUACCAAGGGCGUGCACUAAAAUAUGGCUACGUCUAACAUUUCGAAACCCCGAUGCUCGAAGGCCCUUCUAUGAAGAGGAAGUUCGGAGGAAGAAUUUGCGGAAGGAACAGGCAAGGUCCUGGAAGAGGCGGAAGUCUCAAGGACAGAGGACUCCGGACCAAGAACGUGCUCAGGAGAGCGAAGUUUAUGUUCCGACAGAGGGUGGACCAGAUCCAGUCGUUUGCGACGUUGGCUAUUAUGCACGGAGGGUUGGCCUAGACGUCGAAGAAUUUGAAGUUCAAACCGAAGAUGGAUUUAUCAUCGAUCUUUGGCACGUCUAUGAUCCUCGAGAAUACACUAAAUUGGAUGACCAAGAGAGAUCUUACCGAGGACCGGAGUUAUUUACAGGGGAUUAUAGGAGGCGACUAAGAGACCCCGGCCAAAAGCGCAAAUUCCCAGUACUCCUGAUGCAUGGACUACUACAGAGUUCAGGGGCGUACUGCGUCAAUGACGACGAUUCGUUAGCGUUCUACCUAUGCAAGUCGGGCUACGACGUGUGGCUUGGAAAUAACCGGUGCGGUUUCCACCCUAAGCAUACUCUCCUAGACUAUUCAGAUCCUCGUAUGUGGUGCUGGAACAUCCGCCAAAUGGGCGUCUUUGAUCUGUCCGCGUUGGUCUCGAGGGUGUUGUUCGAAACAGGAUUCGAGAAGAUUGGGCUGGUUUGCCACUCCCAAGGUACGACGCAAACUUUUGUAGCCCUUGCGAAAGAACAACGUCCAGAGCUUGGUGAAAAACUCACCGUAUUUUGCGCCCUUGCACCAGCGGCCUAUGCCGGACCUUUGAUUGGCAAGAUGUACUUCAAGUUUAUGCGUGUCAUAUCACCGGCUCUCUUCCGACUCAUGUUUGGUAUCCACGCUUUCAUCCCUUUGAUGAUGACGAUGCAUUCGAUACUUCAUCCUCACAUUUACGGACAGCUUGGUUAUACCGUAUUCUCGUUCCUCUUUGACUGGACGGACACUCGCUGGGAUCGCGGUUUGAGGGAUCGCAUGUUUCAAUUUGCACCCGUUUACGUAAGCUCCGAAUCGAUGCGUUGGUGGUUAGGUCGGGAAUGCUUCGCAAAACACAAGUGUAUCCUCUCUACUAAGGAAGAGUGGCACAGUGAGGAUCGGGAAGACGGAACUGAUGGACCCCUGGCAGAAACAGAUAGCCAACGUAGAGACUCUGGUGUAGCGAACAGUGCUAGAGAACACCACAGAAAACCUAAGGGCAUGACGGCCUGGUACAAUGAGCAGGUCUGCCCAUUCGCAUUGUGGGUAGCCGGAAACGACGAUCUUGUCGACGGACGGAAAUUACUACAUCGGUUCGAGAAGGGACGAGAGCCACAUGUCAAAUUGGUUCACAGCAAGAUUCUUCCGGAAUAUGAACAUCUUGACGUUAUAUGGGCAAUGGAUGCCGUGGAUCAAAUCUUCCGGGAGAUUCGGGAGGUGCUGUGGAAGACAUGUAAUGUCCGAGACGAAUGUAAGAUCCCGAGCGGCUGCGAGAACAUCGCAGCCUGGAUACCGGAGGGUGUCUCGAUGGAUAAUGGAAAUGCGGAGUUAUCGAGCGGCGAUUCGGCAUGA
Messenger RNA from Annulohypoxylon truncatum, 2163 nucleotides. RefSeq names its product alpha/beta-hydrolase. NCBI's taxonomy places the organism in Eukaryota, Fungi, Ascomycota, Sordariomycetes, Xylariales, Hypoxylaceae. The record is from RefSeq and is a predicted model, not a curated record. The transcript has a single exon. Gene Ontology annotation, biological process: lipid metabolic process. Bases 1 to 2163 code for a protein of 720 amino acids.